Besnoitia besnoiti is the source of this 2628-nucleotide messenger RNA. RefSeq names its product elongation factor Tu GTP binding domain-containing protein. Gene Ontology annotation, molecular function: translation elongation factor activity; GTP binding; GTPase activity. The transcript has 11 exons. NCBI's taxonomy places the organism in Eukaryota, Apicomplexa, Conoidasida, Eucoccidiorida, Sarcocystidae. The record is from RefSeq and is a predicted model, not a curated record. Gene Ontology annotation, biological process: translational elongation. Bases 1 to 2628 code for a protein of 875 amino acids.
AUGGUCGCUGACGGGCUCGGGGGUGGCGGGCCGUGUCUCCUGUACGACUCUUCACUUGAACCGAGGGUGUCGCCUGCGGUCCGUACUACCCCGCCAAGCUUGACCGUCACUCCGAUACCCGCCUCCGCCAUGGAGACACGGCCGCAUGCCGCUUCCCCUCCCUGUUCGCGGCCCUCCGCUUCAGCUUGUCUCUCCGCAAGGACAAACUCAUCCUGCCGCGCCGGUCCGCCGCCGCCUGCCUGGUCUCGCCAGCAACAACGGGACGACGAACCGGUCGCUGCGCGUCAUCCUGCGCCGCUUCUUCUGCCGUCUUCCACUUCGUCUGACUUUUCUCGCUCUGGUCUCUCUUCGCCACCAUCCCGCCCCAGUAGCGACCCGCGUCCCCCCGGCACCGCACCAGAAGACUGUACCCUGCCCCCGGCCCUCGCUGGGACUCUGGACCCUGCGGCGUGCGCCCCUCCCGGUGCGGUCCCAGGGCAGAAAGGAGCGGGCGCCCGCGGCGUCUGCGCGGCCAAAAGCGGGGCGGCAGGUCCCGGCGCGUUGCACGCCGCAUCUGCCUCUUCAGCGCCCGUUCGCGCCGGCGGAGGCAAAGCCGGGAGGGGACGAGGGCGCGGCGGGAAGAAGAAGCCCUGCUACGCGCCGUCGUCCUCCCUCUCGUCGUCGCCGUCGUUCGCUUCCUCUUCUUCUUCUUUGACUCUCUCUGCUCAGUCGCUCUCUUCGCUCAGUCAAAUUGCCGUCUCGUCGCGCGCCUCGCGCGUUCUAGAUGCAUCGGAGCAGGGCCUCGAGGACGGCGCGAAGGAGAGGAGAGACGGUGAGGAGGGACAGGCGGGGGCGACGAAGGCACCCAGUCAGCCUCACAGUGCGGUUCCCGCUUGCCAGGAUGUGAAAAUCGCAGUGGUGGGAAAUGUCGACAGCGGAAAGACGACGCUGGUCGGCGUCCUGGCGAGUCACUGCCUCGACGACGGCAGGGGGCUCGUGCGGUCGCGGGUCUUCAACUUCCCCCACGAGGCGUCCUCAGGUCGGACCUCUUCCAUUUCGACGGAGAUCCUGGGAUUCACCCAUGACGGCCGCCAAGUGAUCCCCUGCACGACUGCGCCUAGGCCCCUGAGCGGCUCGCCCCAGCUGUCGGCUUUGCGCCUCGGCACUCCACUGACUCCCGCUCGUCCGCCCUCGGCGCCUGGUGCGCUGCACGGUUCAGGCGCCUCUCGGCCCCUCUCAGCAGGGGAUUCGGGCUCGGCGCCUUCGUCGCUCGGCAGCCACUCCCGCGAGCCCGAGGGGAGACAGGCGGCGGGGGGCAGUGUCGCCGCCGACAGCGGCGAGCAGAAUGCCGAGGCGUCUCACGCGGCUGCCUCUGAACCUGCAACGGCAGGUGUGGCGCCCGAACGGGCGGGCCCAGGGGACCCUCCCGGGGCCUGCGGGGAGCCCGCGCGGCCUGCCAUGGGCGCUCGUGGAAGGCGAGACAAGCAGCUGGAGCAGAAGGCCUCCGACGUGGCGGCGCCGAGCUCCACGUCGGCGCCUUCGUCGGUCGCUUUGACGGGAGCGCCCCGGAACACGGCGUGGCGGUCAGUAGUGGAGGCGGCGUCUAAGGUGGUGACUUUCAUGGAUCUCUGCGGACACGAGAGAUAUUUGAAGACGACGGUCUUCGGCUUGGUGGCCUCCUUCCCUGACUACGCCAUGGUCGUCGUCGCGGGCAACCACGGAGUCCAGCGGAUGACGAAGGAGCAUCUGGGGAUCGCCCUCGCGCUGCGUCUGCCCUUCUUUGUCGUCGUCACGAAACUCGACGGGACGCCGGAGCUGGUCUUCAAGCGGACGCUCGAGCAAGUCUGCAAAAUCCUCAAACACCAAGUCGUCCACAAAAUCCCCAUCAUAGUGAAGAAAGAGGAAGCAGUCGAGGCUGUGGCGCAUUCUGUGGCCUCUGGACGAGUCUGCCCCGUGUUCUGCGUCUCCAGCGUCACGGGCGAGGGCUUGGAUCUCCUUCGCAGCUUCCUCGGAAGGCUGCCGAACCGCGUGGACCUCUGUGGCCUCUACGGAGAGUUCGAGGACCCCUGCGAGUACGUCAUCGACGGAGUCUACUCGGUCACCGGAGUCGGUCUGGUCGUCUCAGGCACUGUGCGCAGCGGCACCGUCACUCAAAAUCAACACCUCUGCCUGGGGCCGGAUAAGACAGGCGCAUUUCGCAACGUCGUCGUUCGUUCCAUCCACUACAAGCGCACGCCAGUCACUUGCGCUGCGAGAGGGCAGGCGGUUUCGAUGUGCAUCCGAGCGACGAGCAAGAAGGAGCAGCUGAAGCGGGCUGCCUUCCGCAAGGGCAUGGUGCUGCUCGAGCCCUCGCUGCCGCUUCGGGCGUGCUGGGAGUUUCUCGCCUCCGUGGUUCUUCUGCACCACAACACGACAAUUCAGCGGGGCUACCAAUGCGUCAUUCAUAUCGGGAAUGUAAGGCAAGCAGCACGCGUGUUGGAGAUUUUCGCGGAAGACGGCACGCAAAAGAAGGAUGUCCUCCGCACGGGAGAUAAAGGAUUUAUGAAAUUCAGAUUCGUCCAGUACGCUGAGUAUCUGACAGAGCGAACGCCGCUUCUGUUUCGCGAGGGGCGGACCAGAGGCUUGGGCACGGUUUGCGAAGUUUGUUGA